AUGGACGCAUGCGAGAGAGGAGAGGGAUUUCAAGAGGGGCGGGGAGGAGAGAGAGAGAGAGAGAGAUGGGGAGAGAGGAGCCGAGAGAGGGGAGAUCAGAGAAAACCGUGGGGAGAGAGAAAGAGAGAGGCCGCAGGGGACGGCGAAAGCGACGCCGGCGGCGCGGCUUUCUUCGCCUGCUACCUCCUCUCCUCUCAGAGCCCUCGCCAUAAAGGCCGCACUUACAUCGGGUUCACGGUGAAUCCACGGAGGAGGAUCCGGCAGCACAAUGGGGAGAUUGGGUGCGGCGCGUGGCGGACAAGGCGAGGGCGGCCGUGGGAGAUGGUUCUUUGCAUCUACGGCUUCCCAUCCAAUGUUUCCGCCCUUCAGUUUGAAUGGGCCUGGCAACAUCCAACUGAGUCUCUAGCUGUUAGAAAAGCUGCGUCAACUUUCAAAUCCUUCUCUGGCGUAGGGAAUAAAAUCAAGAUUGCCUACACGAUGCUUACUCUUCCUUACUGGGAGAAUUUAUACCUUACAGUAAAUUUCUUCUCUACCAAAUACAUGAUGCAUCUUGGUGGCUGCCCGAGAUUGCCAAAGCAAAUGAAAGUUAAUGUUUGCAUCAUGGAUGAGCUUCCGUGCUAUGUAGAAGGUCAGACUUCAGAUUGCAACGACAGUGAUGAAAUUGACUACGAGCGAGAAAAGAUUAAUGAAGAUGUUGAUCCUGCUAAUCGAAUUGAAGAAGAUGCUCGUUCUUCUGAAAUUUCAUCUUCUUGCGACCUUUACAUUAGCAAGGAAUCCAAUAACUGUCCAUUUGAGUCUCCUUGUCUUGUUGAGUCUCCAAAGCCUGAUGAAAGAUAUGAAAUAAUCAGCGAAAUCCCUGAAAGCACUAGCGAAACUCCGUGUUCAUUCAGAGAUGAGAACUCCUGCGAAUGGCUUCAACAAAGCAACUUACAGAGACGACCAUCAUCCCUGAGAUCUUCGAAGAAUGAUUCAUCAACAGAUAGUCUGCUCAUUUCCCCCGUACUUGAAACCAAAGCACAGAAUUUUUGUAUUGAUGAUGAGAGCAAUGUCAUAAGUUUGUCAACACCAUCUAGCUGCAUUGUGGAAAAGCGCAACAAGAGGGCUAAAGUUCACUCAGAUAUUAUUGACUUGACGGACUCGCCCGUUACUAUUCAGCAGUAAAAAUAAAUAAAUCUGCGUAAUUGGUUACCUAAUGUAGUAAAGGAGUAAUGUAUAUUGUUGUAUCAAAAACUCAUGGGGGAAUAAAAACAUGCAAUUAUAGAUUUUCUUUUC
Asparagus officinalis (garden asparagus) is the source of this 1272-nucleotide messenger RNA. Its product is annotated as structure-specific endonuclease subunit SLX1 homolog 2-like. Gene Ontology annotation, cellular component: Slx1-Slx4 complex. The coding region runs from base 1 to 1161 and encodes 386 amino acids. Gene Ontology annotation, biological process: double-strand break repair via homologous recombination. The transcript is spliced from 5 exons. Lineage: Eukaryota; Viridiplantae; Streptophyta; Magnoliopsida; Asparagales; Asparagaceae. The record is from RefSeq and is a predicted model, not a curated record. Gene Ontology annotation, molecular function: 5'-flap endonuclease activity; crossover junction DNA endonuclease activity.